This is a messenger RNA of Styela clava, 2315 nucleotides long. RefSeq names its product 2-Hydroxyacid oxidase 1-like. Gene Ontology annotation, biological process: fatty acid alpha-oxidation. Lineage: Eukaryota; Metazoa; Chordata; Ascidiacea; Stolidobranchia; Styelidae. Gene Ontology annotation, cellular component: peroxisomal matrix. Gene Ontology annotation, molecular function: FMN binding; (S)-2-hydroxy-acid oxidase activity. The record is from RefSeq and is a predicted model, not a curated record.
UAGUAGCGAAAAAUACCUAAAAUGGCAGAUCAAAUAAAUUUCAUCGAAGACUUCGAGAAAUUUGCCAAAAAAAAGAUGUCACCCUAUAAUUGGGGUUAUUACGCGGCAGGAGCUGUGGGAGAAGACUCGGUGAGAGAGAAUUGUGAAGCUUUCAAAAGAUGGAGAUUUCGACCAAAAUUGCUCAGAAACGUAUCAAAAGUUGAUAUUUCAACUACGGUACUUGGCUCAAAAAUCCCAUUCCCAAUUUGUAUUGGUCCAGUAGCAUAUCAUGGUCUUGCUUCGAUUGAAGGCGAAGUAGCAACAGCAAAAGCUGCGGAAUCUCUAGGUGUUGGAAUGGGAAUGAGCAUUUACAGUCAUCGAACAAUGGAAGAAGUCGCACAACAAGCACCGAACUGUAUACGCUGGUGUCAUAUACAAGUCGUUGAGAAUCGGAACAUGAUGAAACACUACGUAAGAAGAGCCGAAAAGGCUGGAUUUAGUGGAUUCAUUGCGACGAUUGACCAAGCGGUAUUUGGGAAAAGACAUCAUACGACCGACGAUGGAGAAACAUACGAGUUUUCAUAUCAGGAGCCAAGAAAUAUUGCAGAAUCAAUCAAACACUGGAAGCCGAAUAUGAAUACAGUUGAAGCUUUUUUGUCUUAUACCAAUGGUUCAUCAGAGUGGGAGAGCAUUGAUUGGUUGAAAAGCAUCACAAAUCUUCCUGUAUUGGUUAAAGGAAUAUUGACCGAGGAAAUGGCAUCAGAAGCGUUGGAACACAAUGUUGAUGGUAUUUUAGUUUCAAACCACGGAGGACGACAGCUUGGUGGAACGUUUUCCACUAUCGACUCCCUUCCCGAAGUGGUGAAAACAGUGAAUGGACGAUGCGAUGUUUACUUUGAUGGAGGAAUUCGUAAGGGAACUGACAUCGCGAAAGCAAUCGCUCUUGGUGCAAAAGCUGUAUUUAUUGGCAGGCGUAUAUGGGGGCUUGCUUGUGGGGGGGAAAAUGGAGCACGAAAAGUUUUGGAAAUUUUAAGAGAUGAAUUCACACUUGCAAUGCAGUUAUUGGGGGUGAAGACACUUCAAGAACUGCAAACAACGCCAAAUUUAGUCGUACAUGAGACACGAAUUCUUUCAAAAUUUUGAUUACAAGUUUCCGAUAUUAUGCUCGAUUUCAUAGUUCAGCCGUUCGAUAUGCUACCUGCAAUUAUAAUCUUUUUUAUGUUGCAAAAUUAUUCAAUAUAUAUAUUCUCAAACGAAGGCAUUGAGAGAUAUAGGCUACAAAUGCAGCAAAUUUAUGGCGUGGAUAUAAAGAGAAUAAGAAGACAGUCAUGGGCCGGAAAGAAUCAAAUUUGGCAGUUUCAUUCUUUGUGCAACAGGACAAUUCUUGAAGAAAAGCCUUAUUCAGGCUAGUACAGAAUAAGCCUUCUAAUUGUGUGGAACACGGUAGCACCAAUAAAAGCAUUUAAAACAAGAAAUUAUGCAAGUGCAACUUGAUCCAUGUUUUUUCAACCUAAAAUGAUUCUCCCCCCUCAAACUAAACUUUGAGAAGGACCUGCUAAGAUAACUCACUGAAUGAGGGUGUACUCCCGAGGUCGUACAUAUUUAGGACGAUUUCGUUUAAUAGCAUACAAGGGGGUAGCUGGCCCAAACUUUUGGUAAGGGCCAUUUUUUCAAUACGACGGUUACCUGCGCCCUUCGUCCCGAACGAGGCCAGGUACAAGUAGAGACUGAUAUGUAACGACAUCAUAAAGAAGAUCUCCACAGACCUACUUUGCUAUCGAAGCAAUAGGAUAUGAUUUAGUUUAAUAGCAGACAAGGGCGUCGCUGGCCCAAAUAUUUGGGAGGGCUAUUUUUUGAUACGACGGUUACUCGCGGUCCUCCUCCAAACGAGGCCAGGUAAACGUAGCGACUAAAGAACCGCUCCACAAACUCACUUCGCUGUCAAAGACAUCCAAGUGCGCAAUCUUAUCUAUUUCGAAUGGUGCGAUAUGUGCCGAAUUAUCAAUGAAUCGCUCAAGAAUAUAGCAGAGUUAAUUAAUCUAACUCGAAAAAAUUCACUUUUGUUGCUCAAUCAGUCAUAUAAAAUAAUGUAGUCAAAUGAACAUAAAUGCCUCACGACAACUUCUCCGAUUUCAAGAUUGUCUCGGAAUUUAUAUACAUGAAAAAACAUAUCAAUUAUCUGUAAAACGAGAGCGUAUGUGAGAGUUGAAAAUAGGGUCAUUUCAUCCAAAGCCUUUGUUUCCAUAUAUUCAAGCAUUGUUCCCUUAUUUCGAAUUAAUUAUUUCAGUCAACGGACAUUUCAGAUGAGGAAGUAGUAGGUCAUUGAAAAUGAACAG